CCGAGAGCUCCAGCACAGCCCUGCUGACUGCAGGCUCAGCUUAGCACCCCAGGCUCGCUGCCUAUGCUUCCCAGUGUGGUGGGUACUGGCUGCUGGCCAGGGCGGGCUGAGUCACUAUCGCCACGGAACCUGCCUGCAGUGGCAGUUUCAGUCCUUUGUCCUCGGGGGAAAGGCUGUUUGCUCACAUCCUGGCCAGGAGCACCACAGUGGAAUUGAGACUGAACUGUCUUCUGACGCACAGAUCUUCCCACCUGGGCAGGGGCCAGCAUGUGAGUCAUUCUGCAGCUGGGCAUCAGAGCCCGGGGAAUCCGCUCCAGUGCCUGGGGCCAGCCUGCCAAACCACACGCCUGGAACUGCCAGGCCAGGUGUAGUCACUGCCAUCGACCACCAUGGGCAAACAGAACAGCAAGCUUCGGCCCGAGGUGCUGCAGGACCUUCGGGAGAACACAGAAUUCACUGACCACGAGCUGCAGGAGUGGUACAAGGGCUUCCUGAAGGACUGCCCCACCGGCCACCUGACUGUGGAUGAAUUCAAGAAGAUCUACGCCAACUUCUUCCCUUAUGGUGAUGCCUCCAAGUUCGCUGAGCACGUCUUCCGCACCUUUGACACCAACAGUGAUGGCACCAUCGACUUCCGGGAGUUCAUCAUUGCCCUGAGCGUGACCUCAAGGGGCAAGCUGGAACAGAAGCUCAAAUGGGCCUUUAGCAUGUACGACCUGGACGGCAAUGGCUACAUCAGCCGCAGCGAGAUGCUGGAGAUCGUGCAGGCCAUCUACAAAAUGGUGUCCUCAGUGAUGAAAAUGCCAGAGGACGAGUCUACUCCAGAGAAACGGACAGACAAGAUCUUCAGGCAGAUGGACACGAACAACGAUGGCAAGCUGUCCCUGGAAGAAUUCAUCAAAGGUGCCAAGAGCGACCCCUCCAUCGUGCGCUUGCUGCAGUGUGACCCCAGCAGCGCCAGUCAGUUCUGAGGGAACCAACCUUGGGACAUUGCUGAGAAACAGGCUGUCAUGCUGUUUCAGCUUUGCUUGCAAAAGUGGAUGCCUCUGCAGUCAUUCCUGCUCUCCCGGGACCGAGCCCAGGCAGCACAUCACAGCUGCCCAGCCUGGCCGGCUGUGCCUCCCUCCUCCACCUGACCAGUGCAACAUCCCACCCCUCCCACCUGGUCUGGUCCCUUCCAGGACAACUCCCAGGGAUGUGAUUCCAUAAACUGGUUCAAGUGUUCUCUGCUCCAGGGAACCUCCCUGCCCACGGAGAGCCCAGAGGCCAAUGCUAGGCAGGACUUCCCAUGAUUUUGCUGAGGCUAGCUCAUUUAUCUUGUGAUCCCAGGUGACUUUGUGAGCUAGAUGGGGACAAAGAUGGAUGGAGAGUAGACAGGCAAGCCCUUCCUGUGCAUGGCUCCACCUCCCUCCAUUUUCUCUGACCAAAGCCGCUUGUGAGUAUAUAUACUGUGGUCUCCUUUUAAUAUAUAAAUUGUGUAUAUGGUGAAGUGAAAUGUAACAUGUAGGUCCCGUAUUUAAUGCCUCUGAUUGCCUCUGCAGCAUGGUCCCCCUUGUAGCCUGUGCUCCCUCCGAGCCUGGUUGUUUUGUGGUAUUUAUACAUUCGCGAUCUGCCCAGUCCUAAAGGAGAUGCAUGCAUGCCCAGGGCUGAGGGGCCCCGCCCUCUGCGCUGUGAACGCAGGCGUUUGUGUGUGUUCUGUCCACCCUGUUGAUUGGUCGGCACUUCCAGUAUUAAAAUGAUCAA
Castor canadensis (American beaver) is the source of this 1743-nucleotide messenger RNA. It is a transcript of the gene Hpcal1, whose product is annotated as hippocalcin like 1. The record is from RefSeq and is a predicted model, not a curated record. NCBI's taxonomy places the organism in Eukaryota, Metazoa, Chordata, Mammalia, Rodentia, Castoridae. Gene Ontology annotation, molecular function: calcium ion binding.